This is a messenger RNA of Myripristis murdjan (pinecone soldierfish), 2591 nucleotides long. RefSeq names its product solute carrier family 6 member 3 (gene slc6a3). The coding region runs from base 52 to 1908 and encodes 618 amino acids. The transcript is spliced from 15 exons. Gene Ontology annotation, cellular component: plasma membrane. Gene Ontology annotation, molecular function: dopamine:sodium symporter activity. Gene Ontology annotation, biological process: sodium ion transmembrane transport; amino acid transport; neurotransmitter transport. Lineage: Eukaryota; Metazoa; Chordata; Actinopteri; Holocentriformes; Holocentridae. The record is from RefSeq and is a predicted model, not a curated record.
UCCCCUGCCACCCUCGCUCCCACUUCUCUCCCUGCGGCUGUGCACCUGUCCAUGCUGAGAGGGAGAGUCCCUGCCAGCCUCAUGUCUUCAGUUGUAGCCCCAGAGAAACCCUCGUCCAACACCAUGGGCCCCAAAGAGGUGGAGCUGAUCCUGGUGAAGGAACAGAACGGAGUUCAGUUUACCUCGAGCACCUUGGUGACCCCGACCCAGACCCAGACCAACCCCAGCGGGGAGGAGGAGAGGGAGACCUGGGGGAAGAAAAUUGACUUCCUCUUGUCUGUGAUUGGUUUUGCCGUGGACCUGGCCAACGUCUGGAGGUUCCCCUACCUCUGCUACAAGAACGGAGGAGGAGCAUUCCUGGUGCCGUACCUGUUCUUCAUGGUGAUAGCAGGCAUGCCUCUCUUCUACAUGGAGCUGGCCCUGGGGCAGUACAACAGAGAGGGGGCAGCAGGGGUCUGGAAGAUAUGUCCCAUAUUCAAAGGUGUAGGCUUCACAGUGAUCCUCAUCUCCCUCUACGUUGGCUUUUACUACAAUGUCAUCAUCUCCUGGGCCCUGUUCUACCUCUUCUCCUCGUUCACCAGCGAGCUGCCCUGGGUCCACUGCAACAACACGUGGAACAGCCCCAACUGCUCCGACUGGGCCGACAACAGCACGGUCAACGACAUACACAAGGCCACUCCUGCCCAGGAGUACUUUGAACGAGGGGUGCUCCAUAUCCAGGACAGCGGAGGUAUUGAUGACCUGGGCCGUCCACGCUGGCAGCUGACCUCCUGUCUGGCUGUUGUAAUUGUUCUGCUCUACUUCAGUCUCUGGAAGGGAGUCAAGACGUCCGGAAAGGUUGUGUGGAUCACAGCCACCAUGCCCUAUGUGGUCCUGACUGUGCUGCUGCUCCGGGGAGUCACUCUGCCCGGAGCCAUUGACGGCAUUAAGGCCUACCUUUCUGUCGACUUCCUAAGACUCUGCGAUGCCAAGGUCUGGAUCGAGGCUGCCACGCAGAUCUGCUUCUCACUGGGAGUGGGGUUUGGUGUGCUUAUCGCCUUCUCCAGCUACAACAAAUUCAGCAACAACUGCUACAGAGAUGCCAUCAUCACCAGCUCCAUCAACUCUUUGACCAGUUUCUUCUCUGGGUUUGUGGUCUUCUCCUUCCUCGGCUACAUGUCCCACAAACACAACGUGGCUCUGGACAAGGUCGCCAGAGACGGUGCUGGAUUGGUGUUUGUCAUUUACCCAGAAGCCAUUGCAACAUUACCUGGGUCAUCAGUGUGGGCAGUUAUCUUCUUCAUCAUGUUACUGACACUGGGUAUUGACAGCGCUAUGGGGGGAAUGGAGUCGGUGAUCACAGGGCUGAUAGAUGAGUUCAAAUUCCUCCACAAGCAUCGAGAACUCUUCACCCUCUUCAUCGUCGUUGCCACUUUCCUCAUAUCCCUCUUCUGCGUUACUAAUGGUGGGAUGUAUGUGUUUACUCUGCUGGACCACUUUGCAGCAGGAACAUCGAUUCUAUUUGGAGUGCUCAUUGAGGCCAUCGGCAUUGCAUGGUUCUAUGGGGUGGACCGUUUCAGUGAUGACAUCGAGGAGAUGAUUGGCCAGCGACCAGGCAUGUACUGGAGGCUGUGCUGGAAGUUUGUCAGCCCCUGCUUCCUCCUGUUCAUGGUGGUGGUGAGCUUUGCCACAUUCAACCCCCCUAACUACGGCUCCUACAUGUUUCCUAUGUGGGCCAACAUGGUGGGAUGGUGCCUGGCCAUCUCAUCCAUGACCAUGGUCCCUCUCUACGCCAUCUACAAACUCUGCACUCUGCCGGGAAAAUUCUGCGACAGACUGGCUUAUGCCAUCACCCCAGAGACAGAGCAUCACUUGGUAGACAAUGGGGAAGUUCGGCAGUUCACGCUGCAUCACUGGUUGGUGGUCUGAAAACUGCAGCAAGAGAGAGGGAGCGAGAGGGGGAAAGAGAGAGAGAUGACGAUAAUGACAGAGACGACGACUGUGAGGAUGAUGAUGGCAGCGGGAGAUGUUUAAAAAGUGCCGACAUGAAGCCGUACAAAUUGUAGUGUUCUUUAAUUUCAUCAGUGGAUGUGUGAAGCUGUGCUGUGACCCUCUUCACCAAGGUGUUGACACAGGCGGAUGGAAUUGAGUCACACAGGUACCUAAUGUGGUGUUCAACCUGUUAUUCCCAAAAAUACAAAGCUCUUCAUCAGACGCAGGCCAUGCAACAUUUUUUUUUUCUUUUCUGAACAAAGCACUGUGUCAAAGUUCCACAGUUGAAAAAGAGCGUGGUAAUAUUUUUAGCAUUAUUCAUUGAAAACAAUGAGUACAAGCUAAAGGCUAAUGAAGUGCACAAUCCCCCUGCAUUAUCUAAAGUGUGUAGCGAUGCAAAGUAAAACAAUAGGAUUGAAAACAUCUUAAGAUCAGAGGAUCAGAUGGGUAUGAAGAUGAAAACUGAUAUUGUUACUGUAGGUGCCAGGAUGAAGAUGUUUACGUGCUACUGUGCAGAGGAGAAAAGUUUGUUUCUAAAUGCAUUAUAUCUAAAACAGAGUAACAUAAAAAGUAAUCUAUUUAUCCAAAAAGCAGGAAAUCCAACAUGUGUUGCCAUUUUG